AUGCCUUCAUUCACCCCCGACGAGCGCCAGCGCAGAAUCGUUCAAUUGUCGCAGCAAUGGGGCAUCGAGCUUCCGCAGAUUCCUCCUCCCCUAUCGCGGCCCAUGCGACCGCCCUCGUUCCGCACUCCCGCAGAUGACCAGGUGGCCGAAGGUCUCAUCCAGCAGCAGGCGGCUGAAUCAGCAAGAACACGCCCCAAGAGCGGGCUGAGUCGCGCAUUUUCCUCGAGCAACUUGAAAAAGGGCAAGGGCUGGGAUGCAAAGGAUGUUGUCGAUGUCUUGGGGCAGUGGAUCGCCAACUCCGGCUCUCCGGGCGUGGCCGAGGCCCUCAUCUCAAAGCUGACGGCGGCUGGCGUCGAUUUGUCUGGCGCGGCGCAGCAGAAGAGUGGUAUUCUGAACAGGAGGAAGAGCCUGGAUAGCUUCGAUGGCCGCACCCAGCUGCUGAGGUCUGCCGUGGAAAGAAACCUAAUGGACAUGGUCCGCGUCCUGCUUCCCCAUGCUGACACUCUCGCGCUCGAUGCCUCGCUUCCCAUUGCCAUCCGAAACGGCAAUGCACAGAUUGUGGAGAAUCUGCUGAGAUACGGCGCCAAUACCUCGCGAUUGACUGAAGCGCAAACCGCCUUUCGCCAUGCGUGCUCGCUCCAUGGAAUGUCGGCCAUCGUCAGCCUGGUGCUUCAGUCAGAAGGCCGACCUCCCGAUGAGCUAAUCUCGGACGCCAUGAUUGACGCCGCGAGGGCGGGCAACCUGCAGAGCGUUCUCUAUCUUAGCCGCUCCACAGCAGAUGGAAAUCACAAGCAAGCCGAAGCCUUGAGGCAGGCAGUCGAAUUGGGACGCAAGGACAUUGCAGUAGCCAUCAUCAUGGGAAACCGGCCACCGCAGCGACCAGGGCUGGACAACGCCUUCCAAGCCGCCUUUGAACAUCCAUCGAUGAACCCGGACUCCAAGCUGGAGCUGUCAGAGCUCUUGCUUUGUGCAGGUGCCGGAGGAGACUUUCUAUCUCAGGCACUCGAGCUAUCUUGCGAAACCCAGUUCUACGAUAUGGCUAACCUGCUAGCCAUGUAUGGCGCUUCUAUCGAGUAUAACGAUGCUUCGAUGCUCAAAGGCGCUAUUGCUCGCGGACAGCUUGACCUAGUGAAUUCACUUCUUCAUGACAGAACAGCCCUUAGCACACCGGCUGCGUCGAGCUGUGUCUCGGCCAUUCCAAAGCAAGCCGCCCCCGAAGUUCGUUACACCUUGCUGAGCCUUUUGCUCAGAAAAGGAGCCAACGGUGAUGCGCUCAGCCAUGUUCUCAUCGACGCUGUUGAAGCUGGUGAUGUGAACUCGGUUGAGCUUCUUCUCAACCCUUACUUCCCAACGUCGCAAGCCAACGGACAUAAGCCCUUGAAUGGUGGGCGCCAUGCCGUGGCAUCAAUUGAUUACCAAAAUGGAAGAGCCCUUUCCGUCGCCGUUAUUCAGUCAAAUAUCGAGAUGGCAAGGAAACUCUUGACCGCACGGCCUUCGGCUAACACACUAACAGCCGUAUUUCCGCUUACCAUGAGGUUGUCUGGCACAGAUCGUUAUCAAAUGGUUGAGCUGUUCAUAAAGAAAUCGGUACCUGCGACAAGUUUACAUGCUGCCUUUCAGGAUGCUAUUGGCGAAGACAUCACCAAGAGAGAUAGAGCGCUCAUCAACUUGCUCCUACAAAAGGACGCAGACGUAAACUUCAACAAUGGCGCCGGACUAGCUCCUCUCAUUUUACAAAAAGACGUCGGUCUUCUUUCUCCUUUACUAAAGAAGUCAACUCCACAAACAGCAGCAGCAAGAACACACGACGCUAUGCGAGUUGAUGAUCAUAGGGUGAGAUUCGACAUCAUGACGUUAUUGUUCCAAGCGGGUGCCGCCACUGGUGUGGCUGAAAUCGCAACGGCAUUAUCGGAAACAUUGAGUGAGAAGCCUGUCGACAUGUCAUUACUUCAGUUAUUGCUUCAGCACGGCAAUGCGGAUGUCAAUGCUCUGGAUGGCGCAGCGAUGAACAAGGCGACUGUUAAUCCCGAUCCCAAGGUCCUUGGACUGCUCAUCAGCAUGGGAAAGCCCACGAGCCAAUCGAUUUCAAAAGCACUACAAAGCCUUGCCUCAACACCGCCAUCUGAUGGGAAGACGUUGAAGCUCCGAGUCUUAUUACCAAAAUCUGAUCGAAAAGAGGAUUUGGAUAGCAUCCUUGCUCAAGAGGUGCAAUUCCUCUCACGAGACCAAGGCCAGUCGCAGUCAGCACUCAAUACGCUCAAACUGUUGCUGGAAUCGGGCGCCGAUCCGAAUGCGUAUCAGGCUGCCUCUUUGUGUCACGCAGUAAGGGGAGGCAAGAUACAGAUUGUUGAUUUGUUAUUCGGACCUCAAUGCCGUCUCAGCCAAGGUUCUUUGGGCUACGCGCUUCCUCAUGCCUUAAGGCUGCAAGAUCCCAUGAACAGACAGACGUUGACCACGAAGCUUGUGGAGGCUGGAGUAUCGCCGCAGGAGGUCAAUCGAGCUCUGAUACAUGCAAUCAAGACAUACCCCGAAGACUUUGGCCUAAUACGGACUUUAGCAAGCAAAGCUGAUACUUCAGACGGCGAAGCAUUGUCUCUCGCCAUAUCGAGGGAAGCUGCGGAUGUGACUGACAUUUUGCUGCAGAGCUCCAACCACUCAGUUGGCAACCGUAGCUUGGCGCUUACCAGAGCGAUGGAAAUUAAGAAUCGAACAACCAGAAAUGCCCUGUGCCAACGCUUAUUAGCAUAUGAGAUAUCGCCGACGGCGGCGUCAAAUGCUCUACUGGUUGCUGCUCGCGAAGGCGAUGUCAAGCUAGGAGAUAUCCUCAUGUCCCAUGGCGCAAGCAUGUCGGAAAAUAAUGGCCAAGCCGUUAUAGAAGCAUGCCGUGGAGGUUCUGUGGAGGUGCUAAAGGUUCUCCUGGGAACAGACAUGGCAGUGAACAAUACUACUCUAGAGGAAGGCUUCCAAGCAGCCACCGAAGUCCGCGACUUGAGCAAGCGAGCGAUGAUCUUUGAGCAACUUCUAGGCAAGGGGCUUAGAGGAGAGCUUGUGGAUGCGCAGCUGGAAUCAGCAGCAAGAUAUGGAGAUGAUGGUCAGGCCAUUCUAAGAGUGUUGCUAGUCGCCGGGGCGGACCCGAAUUAUACCAAUGGUGAGGCUGUUGUUGCGGCUACAAGAAGCGCCUUUAUCAAGAACCUAGAGCUCCUCCUUGGACUCUGGGAUGAAGGCGAUAGCCAGAAGAAAGUCUCUCCUCCUACAUUGAAUCGGGCACUCAAAGCAUGCUGGAACCUGAACCGCGAUGAUCGAUAUCUGAUAAUUGGCGACCUCAUGAAAGCGGGCUUACCCGUAGCGGAAGAUUUGCAUAUUGCAUUGAACGAUGCAGUUAAUGAAGAAGAUUCUGAAGAGAGACUGGUGAAACUCCUUCUGGGGUACGGUGCUUCGCCUUUAGCCAACGGAUGCAAAACAUUGGUCGAUGCUGCACAAAAGGCACUGUCCUCGACAUUGGCUCUCCUAUUGGACAUUGAAAUCCCCCAGCAAGACAUAAACAUGGCGUUUAAUAACUCGUUCAAGGCCGACAAGUUCGAAGCUUGGUUUACACAAUCUGGUUUAGAAACGGCGCAGAUGCUCCUGGAUAAGGGAGCAAAGGGCGACGCUCUGAGUGAGGCGCUCAUCCAAGUUAUGAAACAUGUCAAUGACAAUAUGGAACUCGCCGAAGUGUUUUUCGACGUCCUCACCGCUCAUGGUCCAGAUGUCAAUUAUCAGAACGGAGAACCGCUGCGAGAGGCUGCAUCCCAAGCGAAUAUUGAGUGGACUCACAGACUCCUCGCCUGUCAUCCAUCCACAGAAACACUCACCUUUGCUUUUCAUUCUAUAUUCGAUACUGCACUUACUCAGGACGUGGUUUUGGAUCUUUUCCAGAUGUUUGCGGAUUAUCAUGAAGGAGACGUCCGGGUUGAUGUCAUGGCGACUCGUGCUGGCUCCAUGCCAGUGCUGGGGAGAGCCAUCUCACAGUAUCCUCGCUCCUCGACUAUUUUGACGACGCUGUUGGAUGCUGGUUACUACCAUGAUCAGUCCAUGCUAUACAAACUCCACCCAGAGAUUGAGGAGGAAGAGGAGAUGACGCUUCUCACAUGGGCCAUUGCCCAGCCGCAAAAGAAAGUCAGUUCUAAUCUGAUUCAGAUUCUACUAGAGCGGGGAGCCAAGGUCAACAUUGGAACCAAGGUAUCAGGGACCACUCCGCUGAUGCUAGCAGUUCGGGAGCGUCGCCCAGACAUUGUAAAGCUGCUUUUGCUAGAGGGGGCUGACGUUGAUGCUAUGGACUUUCUUGGAAGAACCCCGAUGGCAAUGGUCACUCAUCUCAGCGGCGACGUCGCUAUUCAAAUGAUGGCCAGUCUUCUUGCUGCAGAACCGUCGAAGGAUGAUGGUUCACUGCAUAAUGCUGCUAGAGAUCUCAACCUUGCAGCUGUCAAAGUUCUUAUGGAAGCAGGACAUGAUCCCGACUUCCCCAGCCCGCUUCACCAUGGUCGCAGCGCUCUUGGAGAAGUUUGUCUGCACGGAUCCGAUGCUGGGGAGAUGACACCCGAGAGAGAGCGAAAGAUGCAGAAAGUCAUGACGUUUCUUGUGGAUUCUGGAUCCGAUCUGACCAUCAAGCUGAACGACAAAUCUAUACUGUAUCUUUGCUUUGACGCGACAGAUCCAGUAUCUACAACUCGGGCCUUGCUCAAGAGCGGAAUGUGGAAGCACAUCAACAAACCCUUCAAUCAGUACGCGGACGAAACAUUUAUAUACUCACCAACGAUGUAUGUAGACAAGGUUCUGGCGUCACUCGACGCCCACGACGAACUCCUUUCUGUCCUUCGCGCAAGUCGUGCGACGGACGUGUAUUAUGCUAAAGAAGGCAACCAGCCUGAAGGGGCCGUCGGUUUGCCGGAAGAUAUUGAAGUUCGAGAACGAAUCCGAAAGGCUCGCUCAGAGCGACUGGCGGAAGAGUCUCAGGACUUUGCCCUUGCGCUGGCCAGGAAGCGAGAGAUUGCUUCUGUGGAACAGCAGAUACAGUCACAGAAGGCGGAGAUGGAGGAUGCUCGCCGCAGGAGGCUGCAGUCCGAAGAUCUCGCUACUAUUCGCUCCAAGGCCCAGCUUGAAGAGAGUCUCGCGAACGACGCCUUUAGGCGACGUCUUUCGGAGCAGAGAGCCGUGACGGAAGCUACACUGGCGAGCUCGAGAGCGCUUGCUGCUUCCGAUCUCGAGGCCGAGGAGGCUAGACAGCGCAAGGCCCUCGAGUGGGAGAACAAGCUCAACUCUGAGCGGGCGGGUAAUGCGCGCGCGCUGAUUGAGAUGCGCAUCGGCGAGAGGGAGGAGCUCGACCGUAUCGAGGUGACGGCUGAGCAACGCAUCCAGAGGCGUCUGGAGGCGCAGAGGAGACUGGUUGAGAGUCAGGAGAAGUUGGCGGGGAGAUUGGCGGGUUCUGCGGGGGAUCCUAGGAGGCAGAUUGGGUAUGUUACUGAGUUGAAUUAA
Molecule: messenger RNA, 5511 nt
Organism: Trichoderma virens Gv29-8
Lineage: Eukaryota; Fungi; Ascomycota; Sordariomycetes; Hypocreales; Hypocreaceae
Exons: 3
Coding region: 1-5511 (1836 amino acids)
Molecular function (GO): protein binding
Source: RefSeq, a predicted model, not a curated record